Erythranthe guttata (spotted monkey flower) is the source of this 1751-nucleotide messenger RNA. RefSeq names its product protein DETOXIFICATION 14. Gene Ontology annotation, cellular component: membrane. Gene Ontology annotation, molecular function: antiporter activity; xenobiotic transmembrane transporter activity. The record is from RefSeq and is a predicted model, not a curated record. NCBI's taxonomy places the organism in Eukaryota, Viridiplantae, Streptophyta, Magnoliopsida, Lamiales, Phrymaceae. Gene Ontology annotation, biological process: xenobiotic detoxification by transmembrane export across the plasma membrane.
UCAUGUAAAAAAGAUUAUAAAUAAAUUAAUUAAAUACUACCGCUACGAGUCACUCACUACCUUUUUCACUUUUGUCCCACCACCACCGAACUCCAAAGUAGCUUCAUCAGGUCUUUUAAUUUGUCAUGGAGGAGGCGUUGCUUCGCGCCGCCGCCGCACCAACACGGGAGCUGUUCGUGGAAGAGCUGAAGAAGGUGAGUUACAUAGCAGCACCAAUGGUGGUGGUGACCGUAUCCCAGUCUCUGUCGAGGGUUGCAUCGAUGAUGAUGGUGGGCCACCUGGGCGAACUCCCUCUCUCCGGCGCCGCCGUCGCCACCUCAUUCGCCAACGUCACCGGCCUCAGUAUUCUCUUUGGAAUGGCAAGUGCACUGGAAACGUUAUGUGGGCAAGCCUUCGGAGCGAAGCAAUACGAAAAGAUCGGAGCCUACACUUACGCUUCUAUCGUAUGUCUCCUCUUCGUCUGCUUGCCGAUAUCUCUCGUAUGGAUAUUCAUGGACAAAUUGCUGAUACUUAUGGGGCAAGAUUCUUCAAUCUCAAUCGAAGCUGGCAAAUACGCUGUUUGGCUAAUCCCAGCGUUGUUUCCUUACGCUAUUCUUCAAUCGCUGAUAAGAUAUUUGCAGACUCAGAGUUUGAUUUUUCCGAUGCUUUGGAGCUCGGUCGCGGCGCUUGCUUUUCAUGUGCCUGUUUGUUGGGCUUUAGUGUUUAAGGCUGGAUUCGGAGCUGCUGGAGCUGCGUUUACGAUUGGUUUGUCUUAUUCGUUUAAUGUGGUGUUGCUCGUUGUGUACAUUAAGUACUCUUCGAACUGCAAGAGUACGAAUUACGCUUCGUUUUCAAAAGAUAUUGUGCCUAGUUUGAGGGAGUUUUCUUGCUUUGCUGUCCCUUCAACGGUUAUGGUUUGUUUGGAAUGGUGGACAUGUGAAAUAGUAGUGCUGCUGUCUGGAUUUCUGCCGAAUCCACAGCUCGAAACCUCGGUUCUUUCUAUAUGCCUAUUGGUUGCUUCGUUGCAUUACUUCAUACCUUAUUCGAUUGGUGCUGCUGCAAGCACGAGAGUUUCGAACGAACUUGGGGCAGGAUGUCCGGAGAGAGCUCGGGCAACUGUCUGGGCAGCAAACACUCUCUCAAUAACCGAAGCAAUUUUGGCAUGCACGAUUCUCCUAAGCUGCCGCAGUUUCCUCGGAUACGCUUUCAGUUACGAAAAGGAAGUCGUGGACUACAUGGGGGCGAUCACCCCUUUCCUCUGUCUCUUGAUUGCAAUGGACUGCAUCCAAGCCGUUCUUUCAGGAGUGGCGAGAGGGAGUGGAUGGCAACACGUCGGUGCAUACGUAAAUCUUGGAGCGUACUAUGUCGUUGGUCUGCCUACGGCGCUGGUCCUCGGUUUUGUGCUCCAUUUACGAGGAACGGGUCUUUGGGUCGGGUUGAAUAUGGGUUCGAUAGUUCAAUCCAUAUUGUUGUCUGUGGUCACGUGCUCCACUAAUUGGACAAAACAGGCAACAAUUGCCCGACAGAGAUUGUUUGAUGGAGCAGGUAGUGCAGACUUAAGAAAAGAGUUGGCAUGAGAAGUACGCUUAAAUCCGAUCCACAUGGUGUAACUAAUCGAGUUGUAAUGAAAUUUUAUCAGGCUUUCGAUGUCGUGUUUAAGCUAAUUAGUUUACUAGAACGGACACUUUAGUCGAGCAGAGAACAUGAAUUGAGUCGAGCUCGAAGACAUAUUAAUCAAACUGAACACGAAUCGAGUUUUGACUUUUGAUGUA